Messenger RNA from Micromonas commoda, 1023 nucleotides. RefSeq lists its product with no specific name. Gene Ontology annotation, cellular component: precatalytic spliceosome. Bases 1 to 1023 code for a protein of 340 amino acids. NCBI's taxonomy places the organism in Eukaryota, Viridiplantae, Chlorophyta, Mamiellophyceae, Mamiellales, Mamiellaceae. The transcript has a single exon. The record is from RefSeq and is a predicted model, not a curated record.
AUGGCCACCUUCAUACCCAUCGCGGGCACGGGUCGCGACAACGGCAAAUCCUACAACAUGGAGAGGGUCCUGCGCUCCAACAUCUUGAAUUCGGAUUACUUCGUGCAGCUCUCCAAGAUCGAGGACUUCAUGGACCUGGUGGACGAGAUCUACAACGAAGUCGACCACGUGGAGCCGUGGAUGAGCGGCAACGCGCGCGGGCCGUCCACCGCCUUCUGCCUGCUGUACCGCCUGUUCACCAUGGAGCUCGACGACCGCAACGUAAACCACCUGAUCCGCCACCGCGACUCGCCCUACAUUCGCGCCAUCGGGUUCCUGUACGUGCGGUACGUGCGCGACCCGAAGGAGUUCGGGCGAUGGUUCGACCCCUUCUUCAAGGACGACGAGGAGUUCGCGCCGAUGCCCGGCGGCAAGAACGUCACCAUCGGCGCCUUCGUCCGGGACCUCGUACUCGACCAGUACUACUUCGAGACCAUCUUCCCGAGGUGCCCGGAGGUGACGAGGCGAGCGCUCGUCGACCGCAUCGUCCGGCUCGGGUUCGGGGCUGAGCCCUUGGGAUGCGGCGGGUGCGGCGGAUCCCGCAGGGUCGAGGCACCCAGCGGCGCGAGGCCCCCCAGCGUCAAGGCUGCGCUGAGCGUGAACCUGGGGCAACGGGCGCCGCACAUGGCGGGAGUCACCGAGAGGGGCCGAGGCAUCGACCCGUCCCGCAGGGACAGAGACCGAAGCAGAGAGGAUGGAAACAGGAACAGAGACAGAGACGGCAACAGGAACAGGGACAGGGACAGGGACAGAGAAAGGGACAGGGACAGGGACAGGGACAGGGACAGGGACAGGCGACGGAGCAGGAGCCGCGACCGGGACCACCCGUAUCGCCGCGACGACCGGCGCGGCGGGGACCGCGGCGGGAGCAGGGACGCGCGCAAGUCGCACAAGAGGGAGAGGGACGGCAGCAGGGACCGAGCGUACGGCGGCGGGGGGUACAGGCGCGAUGGAUCCCCGAGGCGCGCGGGUUGGGCGCGAUGA